Molecule: messenger RNA, 2758 nt
Organism: Cadophora gregata
Lineage: Eukaryota; Fungi; Ascomycota; Leotiomycetes; Helotiales; Ploettnerulaceae
Exons: 3
Coding region: 533-2509 (658 amino acids)
Biological process (GO): proteolysis
Cellular component (GO): fungal-type vacuole
Molecular function (GO): aspartic-type endopeptidase activity
Source: RefSeq, a predicted model, not a curated record
GUCCAAUACUUCGUCCUUCUUUACCACUUCCACGGCAAAGGCCUUUGUUCAUACAGAAGCUCGUUUGAGUCUCCAAUCAAUUCCCAGUAUUGGGAAUCUCAGUGACCCUUCGGUACCACGAGAUCGGAGGGGCAGCCUGGGGGUUGGCACAGGGCUGAAAGCCAGAAAGCAGGGGCUGUAUGCAAGCUGUCGGCUUCCUAUUGUCAGGAUCCAAGGGUGCUGGCCCAGCUGAAUGGGAACAAUUUACACAUGUGUUUGCCUUUUCUAAUUGCGUAAGACACUUUCCACGACAGGACUCGGCAUGUGUUCCCUUGCACCAAGGCGUUGACAUCUCCUGAUCUCACCAAAGAUCCAAGCAGUAAGUCUUUCUCAGCCUUAUUAUCUCCUCGGAAUGUUCCCAUUGGACAAGACCCAGCACCGCCGAAUAUGUUUCUUCGUCUUGAUUUCGCAAAAUUUCAAGCCUUCUUCCUUCCUACACUCCCCAAAUUGCGUGUUUUGAAACAGCCUCGAUGGUGAAUAGCUGGCCUUGACAAUGCUAUUGGCACUGCAUAGUGUUGUCUUGCACUUUGCUUUCACAGUGUCGCUUCUGGAGCUCACACUACCAGUCUGUGAAGGGAGAAUCUUUGCAGACCGACUCAGUGCAAGGGCAACUCUCCCCGCACCAAUCUCAGUUCUGCCUUCGCAGGAAUGGGAAGGAAAUGAUGGACCGUGGUCAACAUUUACUCUCCAGAUUGGAACACCUCCUCAAAAUGUCAAAGUUCUUGUCUCCACUGCAUCCACACAAACUUGGGCCGUGGCAACCGAAGGAUGCGGAGCUGGAGAUAUCACAGAGUGUCCCAAACUACGUGGGGGUCAGUACAAUUAUACGGCAUCAUCAACAUGGGUUUCAAAUCUUGCCAAUGUCUCGAACAAUAUUUACGGACUGGGACUGGAGUCUGCUUUGGGAUUAACAGGAAACGGCCGAUACGGAUUCGACGACAUUACAUUAGGAUUUCAAGGGAGUGGCGGGCCAACUCUGAAGAACCAAACGAUCGCUGGAAUUGCUGCAAAGGACUUUUUCAUGGGACUAUUUGGGUUGACGGCUAGACCGAGUAACUUCACGAGUUUCGACAAUCCAGUUCCGAGCUACAUGGAGAACUUGAGGAAUCAAUCAAUGAUACCGAGUUUAUCCUGGGGAUACACCGCUGGUAAUCAGUAUCGAUUGAACGACGUUCUUGGGAGUCUGACUUUAGGCGGUUAUGACAGCUCCAAGUUUUCACCCAAUAAUCUCACAUUCGACUUCCCCACAAACGACGAUCCAGAUCUUACCGUGAAGCUCGAAGCGAUAACCACCAGCUCCAGCAUCUCACUCCUCCCAUCAUCCAUCAAUACAGUUCUCGACUCAACAGUGUCCCAUAUCUGGCUCCCAACCAGCGCAUGCACACUUUUCGAGAACGCAUUCGGCAUAACCUGGAACGAAACUGCCCAGCUCUAUUUCGUCCCCGAAACCCAACACACCCUGCUACAAGCGCAAAAUCCGAGCGUAACUUUCACACUCCGCCGUCCGGAUACAGUUUCGUCGGCGACUGAGCGCGUCAACAUCACACUGCCAUACGGCGCUUUCGACUUGACAGCUUCCUGGCCCCUAGUGGAAAACAACACCCGCUACUUCCCUCUCAAACGCGCAAAUGACUCUUCGCAAUAUAUUCUCGGCCGAGCAUUCUUCCAAGAAGCUUACGUGAUCGCCGACUACGAACGAAAAAAUUUCUCCGUCUCGCAAUGCAAAUGGGAUUCCUCGCCUCAGAGAAUCGUCACCAUUUCCCCGCCUUCAGACAGCCCCAACAAUCCCAAAUCCGAAUCAUCAGGUCUCCCAGUCGGAGCGAUUGCGGGUAUUGCAGCUGGUGGUGGUGUACUCCUUAUUGCUCUUGCUGUAGUACUGUAUUUCUGCUGGUGGAGACCUCGACAGCGGAAACGGAAGACGGCGGAAUUAGCAGCAAAUGAAAUUGCGGUGCAGAAUCCGCAGCAGCAAGAGUUCUUCAAGCCAGAGUUAGAUUCCAACGAGGUGAACAAUAAACCAGGGAUCCAGAUCCACGAAACAGAAGGAAGCAAGGUAUUUGCACCAGUUGAGAUUGGUACAAACCCAGAGAUUGUGUACGAGAUGCCAGCAAGGGAAGAAGUAGCGUCUGAAAUGACAGGUGCGAGCCAAAGAGGCGAUGAAGUUGCAGAUGAGAGGUAUUUAUAUGGAGGAAGAGGCGUAAGAAGAGGUGAUAGAACACCAGGAUCUGCGGCCACGAGCAGGCAGUCGAGUAUCAGUUCGGGAUGGGGAUCUCCACGGACCAUGCAUAGCGAGCUGGCUGGAGGGAGGGGAAGAGGUAGUUUCAAUGAGGCGAGUCCGGGGACGGAUACUCUGUCAAGUGUUAGUUCAGGCUGGGGAUCUACUAAUCGAACGAGUGGAAGUGAUAAUAUAAGUCCAGCAAGUCCAGGGCAAAUGAGGAGAGAGCAGAGAGGGAGUGGUUUACGAUAUCAGUAGACCAGGGGAGGGGUUCUUGUUAUACUUUGUGCUUUGGUUUUUGUAUAUAUCAGACUCUUGUAUGCUUUGUAAUUCCAUGAGAUUUCAUCCCCACACGACAGCUUCUACUUCUUUGCAAGUUCUAGGUUUCUCAAGUAGUCUUAAUAUAAUACUUCGGGGCUUUCGACAUCUGGUCAUGUCGCAGGAGCUCCGUCCAAAAGAUCCAAGAUCAAGAGUCCGAAAGAAAUGAGCGCAAGUCUCCGAUGAAUU